AUGCAAUUCAAGUUCAGGGAAGAAAUUGAGAAAAUCUGUGUGAGUCGCCAUCCAAAUUUGGUGUCUCUUUUAGGAUUCUGCGAUGAUGGUGGUGAUGCUGCUGCUACUGAUGAUGAUGAUGAUUUUUAUUCUGUUGAUGAUGAUAAUGAUGAUGAUGCCAAGAUACUUGUAUCCGAGUUCAUACAGAAUGGAAGUCUACUUUCUAAUCUGCAUGAGAGUCAUCGGAAUAAGAAAGCUCUGACAUGGAAGAAACGACUGCAAAUAUGCAUUGGAGUAACACAAGGACUACACUACCUUCACACAGCAUCCAUUUUUCACCGUAACAUUAAACUUACUAACAUCCUUUUGGAUCGCGCUAUGGUGCCUAAACUCUCUGAUUUUGGGUUUCCCUGGUCAAACCCAAUACAUGCAGGGUGUUAUGCUGCUCCUGAAUGGUCUGAAGGCCAUGACUUCACAGAUAAGUGUGAUGUUUACUCUUUUGGUAUAGUUCUCCUACAAGUGGUAUUCACGAGCAAGCUACCGCUUAUUGAGGGGGAAAGUGAUCCCAUUCUCAAGGGUAUGAUUGCACCACAGUGCUGGGAAGUUUUCUUAGACAUCACACGACGGUGUUUGAAAUUUGAAGCAAAUGAGAGACCAAGCAUGAAUGAAGUUAUAAGUCAACUUGAGCAUGCUCUGGCACUACAAGAGGAAGCAGAUGCCAACACUAGUGAUGAAUACAACUUAUUAUCAAUGACCUUUGAUGAUGAUGCCUUAUUAGGAAGACGCUUAUGCUAGCAUCAUUUUUUGGAUAUUGUAUUUUGUUGGUUCAUGUAUUUAGUGUUUUUAUUCAAGAUUCUUAUAUAAACUUGUUGAAUAAUGAAAAAAGGCAUGAAUACUAGCUCACAUAUGACCUGUUAUCUUUGUUUUGAAAAUAAGUAGCUGGUAUGAUUGUUGAAAAAGAUGUCAAACAUUGAACAAACAUGAGAAGUGAGAUAUAAGUAGGAAAGAUAAAAAAAUCU
Arachis stenosperma is the source of this 998-nucleotide messenger RNA. Its product is annotated as receptor-like protein kinase ANXUR2. The transcript is spliced from 2 exons. The record is from RefSeq and is a predicted model, not a curated record. Gene Ontology annotation, biological process: protein autophosphorylation. The coding region runs from base 1 to 774 and encodes 257 amino acids. Gene Ontology annotation, molecular function: ATP binding; transmembrane receptor protein tyrosine kinase activity. Lineage: Eukaryota; Viridiplantae; Streptophyta; Magnoliopsida; Fabales; Fabaceae. Gene Ontology annotation, cellular component: plasmodesma; plasma membrane.